This is a messenger RNA of Urocitellus parryii (Arctic ground squirrel), 3761 nucleotides long. RefSeq names its product caprin family member 2 (gene Caprin2). Gene Ontology annotation, cellular component: cytoplasm. The record is from RefSeq and is a predicted model, not a curated record. Gene Ontology annotation, molecular function: signaling receptor binding. Gene Ontology annotation, biological process: positive regulation of canonical Wnt signaling pathway. NCBI's taxonomy places the organism in Eukaryota, Metazoa, Chordata, Mammalia, Rodentia, Sciuridae.
GCCAGGACUGGGAGGGGAGAGGGAGGAGACAGGAGGAGGAGACGCGAGUGCGGGGUGGCGCCGGUCCACCUCCGCAGCUCGCCUGGCUCCCGCGGGCUUUCGAAGGCGGGCCCGGGCUGCGGCAGCGGCGGCCUUGGUGUCCUGGGGAGGUGAAGCCGGGCUGCGGCGGCCUCGGUCGGCGCGGCGUGGGGAGCUUCAUCUGUUUCAAUGGUGCAACUCUCUCCAUCCCCUUUUGGUUACCAGUCACCUUCAGGCCAUUCAGAGGAGGGAAGAGAGGGGAAUAUGAAGUCAGCCAAGCCCCAAGUGAACCACAAUCAGCACGGGGAAAGCCAACGGGCCCUCAGCCCCCUGCAGUCUACUCUCAGUUCUGCUUCAUCUCCUUCCCAGGCCUAUGAGACCUAUAUUGAUAAUGGACUCAUAUGCCUUAAACACAAAAUUAGAAACAUCGAGAAAAAGAAGCUCAAACUGGAAGAUUAUAAAGAUCGUCUGAAAAAUGGAGAGCAACUUAAUCCAGACCAGUUGGAAGCAGUAGAGAAAUAUGAAGAAGUGCUACAUAAUUUGGAAUUUGCCAAGGAGCUUCAGAAAACCUUUUCUGGACUAAGUCAAGAUCUACUGAAAGCUCAGAAAAAGGCCCAAAGAAGGGAGCACAUGCUAAAACUUGAGGCUGAGAAGAAAAAGCUUCGAACUAUACUUCAAGUUCAGUAUGUAUUGCAGAAUCUGACACAGGAUCAUGUACAAAAAGACUUCAUAGGGGGCUUGAAUGGUGCAGUGUAUUUGCCUUCAAAAGAACUUGACUACCUCAUUAAAUUUUCAAAACUGACCUGCCCUGAAAGAAACGAAAGUCUGAGUGUUGAAGACCAGAUGGAACAGUCAUCCUUGUACUUUUGGGACCUUUUGGAAGGUAGUGAGAAAGCAGUGGUAGGAACAACAUACAAACACAUGAAAGAUCUACUGUCUAAAUUGCUGAACUCAGGUUAUUUUGAAAGCAUCCCUGUUCCCAAAAAUGCUAAGGAAAAAGAAGUAUCCUUGGAGGAAGAAAUCCUAAUACAAUCAGAAAAGAAAAAUCAAUUAUUGAAGACUGAAUCUAUCAGAGAGUCAGAGUCUCUCAUGGAACUUGCACAGCCAGAGAUACAACCACAGGAGUUUCUUAACAGACGCUAUAUGACUGAAGUGGAUUAUUCAGGCAAACAAGAUGAAGAGCAAUCUUGGGAAGCAGAUUAUGCUAGGAAACCAAAUCUCCCCAAAUGUUGGGAUAUGCUUACUGAACCAGAUGGUCAAGAGAAGAAACAGAAAUCCUUCAAGUCCUGGGAGUCUCCUAUUAAGCCACAGGAGACACCAAAGCCUGCAGUUUCCUUAGAUCAGAGGAAACAAGAGAUUCCAAAACUCAGGUCAACUUUGCAGGAAGAGCAGAAGCAGCUGGAGAUCUCUAAAUCCAAACCAUCUCCCAGCCAGUGGAAGCAAGAAACUCCUAAGUCUAAAGCAGGAUAUAUUCAAGAGGAGCAGAAGAAGCAGGAGACACCAAAGCCUUGGCCAGUUCAGCUGCAUAAAGAACAGGAUCCAAAGAAGCAAACUCCAAAGUCCUGGACACCUUCUGUGCAGAGUGACCAGAAUGUCAGCAAGUCAUGGUCCACUCCCAUGUGUGAAGAGCAGGAUGCAAAACAGCCAGGGACUCCAAAAUCUUGGGAAAGCAAUGUUGAGAGUCAAAAACACUCUUUAACACCACAAUCUCAGAUUUCUCCAAAGAACUGGGGAGUAGCCACAGCAGGCCUCAUACCAAAUGACCAGCUCCUGCCCAGGAAGUUUAAUACAGAAUCCAAAGAUGUGCCUAAGCCCAUGCCUCAGCCUGUAGGUUCUUCCUCUGCUCUUCCAAAGGAUCCAGUAUUGAGGAAAGAAAAACUGCAGGAUCUGAUGACCCAGAUUCAAGGAACUUGUAACUUUAUGCAAGAGUCUGUUCUGGAUUUUGACAAACCUUCAAGUGCAAUUCCAUCAUCACAGCCGCCUUCAGCUUCUCCAGGUAGCCCUGUAGUAUCUACAGAACAAACUCUUUCCAGUCAAAGUGAUUUUCUUCAAGAGCCAUUACAGGCUACUGCUUCUCCAGUUACUUGUAGCUCAAAUGCUUGCUUGGUUACUGCUGAUCAGGCUUCAACGGGAUCUGAAACAGAAUUUGUGACUACAGAGACUCCUGAGGCAGCAGUUCCCCCAAGCAAGCCACCGUCUUCACUAGCUGCUCCAAAUCCUUCCAUGGCAAAGGGUUCUGAACAGGGUUUCCAGUCACCUCCAGCAAGUACUAGUUCAAUAACCAUUAACACAGCACCCUUUCAAGCCAUGCAGACAGUAUUUAAUGUUAAUGCACCUCUGCCUCCACGGAAAGAACAGGAAAUUAAAGAAUCCCCUUAUACACCUGGCUACAAUCAAAGUUUUACUACAGCAAGUACACAAACGCCACCCCAGUGCCAACUGCCAGCUAUACAUGUAGAACCAACUGGCAUGUCUCAAGAAACUGCUUCAAAUUAUCAUCCUGAUGGAACUGUUCAAGUAAGCAAUGGUAGCCUUGCCUUUUACCCAGCACAGACGAAUGUAUUUCCCAGACCUGCUCAGCCAUUUGUCAACAGCCGGGGAUCUGUGAGAGGAUGUACUCGUGGUGGGAGAUUACUGACCAAUUCAUAUAGGUCCCCUGGUAGUUAUAAAGGUUUUGAUACUUACAGAGGACCACCUUCAAUUUCCAAUGGAAAUUAUAGCCAGCUGCAGUUCCAAGCUAGAGAAUAUCCUGGAACUCCUUACUCCCAAAGGGAUAAUUUCCAACAGUGUUAUAAGCGAGGAGGGACAACAUCUGGUGGUCCUCGGGCAAAUUCAAGAGGGUGGAGUGAUUCUUCUCAGGUGAGCAGCCCAGAAAGAGACAACGAAACCUUUAACAGUGGUGACUCUGGACAAGGAGACUCCCGUAGCAUGACCCCUGUGGAUGUGCCAGUGACAAACCCAGCAGCCACCAUACUGCCAGUACACGUCUAUCCCCUGCCUCAGCAGAUGAGAGUUGCCUUCUCAGCAGCCAGAACCUCUAACCUGGCCCCUGGAACUUUAGACCAACCUAUUGUGUUUGAUCUUCUUCUGAAUAACUUGGGGGAGACUUUUGAUCUUCAGCUUGGUAGAUUCAAUUGCCCAGUGAAUGGCACUUAUGUUUUCAUUUUCCAUAUGCUAAAGCUGGCAGUUAAUGUGCCACUGUAUGUCAACCUCAUGAAGAAUGAAGAGGUGUUGGUAUCAGCCUAUGCCAAUGAUGGUGCUCCAGACCAUGAAACUGCUAGCAAUCACGCAAUUCUUCAGCUCUUCCAGGGAGACCAGAUAUGGUUACGUUUGCACAGGGGAGCAAUUUAUGGAAGUAGUUGGAAAUAUUCUACAUUUUCAGGCUAUCUUCUUUAUCAAGAUUGAAAGUCAGUUCAGAAUUGACAAUAAAAGGAUGGUGUUCGAAUUAGUGGGGUUGGAGAAAAUGUAGUCCUUGCCAUGGCUACUGAUUGGUUUAAGAAAAUGUUUUCAUUCCUAGAGGAAGGUGGAGGUCCUUACUUUUUUGUUUUCCUCUCUAGGUGAAAAAUUUCAAGCUGAAUGACAAUUAGCACUAAUCUGGCACUUUAUAAAUUGUGAUGUAGCCUCGCUAGUCAAGCUGUGAAUGUAUAUUGUUUGCACUUAAUCCUUAACUGUAUUAACGUUGAGCUUACUAAACUGACUGCCUCAAGUUCAGGCAAGUUACAAUGCCUUGUUGUGCCUCAAUA